Batrachochytrium dendrobatidis JAM81 is the source of this 1266-nucleotide messenger RNA. RefSeq lists its product as uncharacterized. Gene Ontology annotation, molecular function: mRNA binding. Lineage: Eukaryota; Fungi; Chytridiomycota; Chytridiomycetes; Rhizophydiales. The record is from RefSeq and is a predicted model, not a curated record. The transcript has a single exon. The coding region runs from base 1 to 1266 and encodes 421 amino acids.
AUGGCUGAUAACCCCAACCAAUUCAAUCUGCAACAGUUGCAGCAACUACAGCAACAACAGAUGUACUAUUACAAUCAACAAUAUCAACAGCCUUUUACUCAACAAUCCUAUCAACAGCCAUACCAUGCCGGAAAUGGUGUACAGUAUGGUCAGCAGCCUCACCGUAAUAAUGAUGUUCGGCCUGGUGACUGGAACUGCUCAGAGUGUAACUCUCAUAACUUUGCUUCUAGAACUGCUUGUUUCCGAUGUAAGGCGGUCAAACCUGGAGGAGGUGCUUCUGGAUAUGGUGGAAAUGAGUCAGCCACUACCCAACCCAACUAUUAUAACAACCAGUACCAAGACCAACACGACCAGCACCGUCAUCCCCAUCAACAUCGCCAUUCCAAUAUGCAUCAACAUAAACCCUACGACCGUCAACACCCAACAAAGGGACGCAUGUUGGCUGGAGACUGGAUCUGCCAAAUGUGUCAAAAACACAACUUUGCAUCCAGACAACAAUGUUUCCAAUGUGGUGCCAAUGGCGCUGGUGCUGUCCGUCAUGUUGAUCGUCCUGGUGACUGGAAAUGCUCGUCAUGCACAUACUUGAAUUUUGCUUCACGCACUGCAUGCUACAAAUGUCAAGCUCAAAAACUUACCGAUCUAGAAUAUCCUGCUGGUAGUCCAUCUGCUGGUGCACCUGCAAAUGGUGCUGUAACUUGGGAUUCAGUUGCCACCAAUUGGACAGCUCCUCCUGGAGCUACUGGCGUUUCCUCACUGCCAGCGAUUGGCACUGGCGCUGCGCCAGCUCAUUAUGCAACCAUGUUUUCCUCCAAUAACGAUCCUGCUGGAAGCAGUGCUGCCAAUAGGCCAGAAGAGGAUGCUCCUCUGGCCGCUGCAGCAGAUGCUGCAUGGCAAGCUUUGGCACCAGUCAAAUCUGUCAGGCCAGCUACUUUUAUUCAAUCGACGACUACUUGUAUCAAUCCACCUUCAUUAUCUAGUAAUAUUUUUUCCCAACUCACUAUUCCUGCUCAAGAAAGUCAAGAUCUUGCUGAAGAUGCUGGUGAGGAUACCCAGGACCAAGAAGUCCACGAUGAAUAUGAUCCCAACGAACACGAAGCAUACGAUCCAUCUGAGCCUGCAGGUUUAUUGGCUGUAUUGGACGCGCCAAUUCCUGACUAUGAUGAAAGGGAAGAAGCAGAUGAAGAGUAUACUCCCGAAAUACCUACACAAGAUGAAGAGUAUACACCUGAAAUACCUACACAAGAUGAAGAGCCAUAUGAGCCGUGA